AUGGAAUUGAACGAUCCCAUUUCUAAGACACCAAUUACAUGCGACAUCGCCUACAUUGAUCAGCAUGCAGAAGGCAUUCUCACGCAUCCCUCAGAUAUCACAAGAAAAGAAAUUUCUCUUGUUCACACGGAAUUUCAACAUCUCAAAGAAUGGCAGCGGAUUUCAGGAGGGGACAUCGAUGACGUAUUUGCGCCUCUGUUCCGACUCUACCGGAAGACUUUUGCGGUUGCGUUUUUCCAUCUAAACCAGCACGAAGUCCUUGAUCUUAGUAAUGACCUGACGGUCAUGAAGAAUAUCCUUGACUCUAUGGCGCAUAGCUCAAACCCUGUUGUUGCCGAAUUCGCGCGCUGUCAGCAGAGAGGUCUUCAUACCAGCCUUGAAAUCUGCAAACGGGGAUUCCAUUACGCAGGCUACAGGCCCUUUUUACAACAAAUUGAACAGCUCAAGGGCAGAAGUCGAUCUGAAUUGGAGAUUUUGCUAGCUUCAGAACCAAUCUCGCUCUCCACGACAUUGUCGCAGACAACAGUCCCACAAUCUAAUGUGACUUCCAAUAUCGUGCAAGAAUUGAACGAAUUCUCCCAAGCAGUCAACGGUGACACCAUUACGCAAAUUCUUGACUCGUGCACAGGUUCAGUCGUUGUCUACAUUGCCAUCUGCAGAGCAUUCAAGACAGAAAUGAAGGCACAAAUCAGAGAUUGUUUGAAUACGUGGAUGAAAAAGAUGCCGUAUCUUCACUGGCUCAAGCUUUAUAGAGAAGCCAUCUUGGUUACGGCAGGUCUUGCGGACGCUGACGGAACUCUUGAACACAAACUAUUGGAUUUUGUCAACCGUCUGCAACACGCAUCCGGAGACAAGACCAUAUAUACCGUUGCCGACCUGAAGGAGUGA
Penicillium samsonianum is the source of this 888-nucleotide messenger RNA. RefSeq lists its product as uncharacterized. The coding region runs from base 1 to 888 and encodes 295 amino acids. The record is from RefSeq and is a predicted model, not a curated record. The transcript is spliced from 2 exons. Lineage: Eukaryota; Fungi; Ascomycota; Eurotiomycetes; Eurotiales; Aspergillaceae.